CACAACCCACAACCCACAACGAGCACUUGCGAAUUGUGAUCUUCCCACUGCGCGUGCUUCCCUCGAUCGUAGCUCAUCACCAAUCUGCCCGCAGCUCAGCUCAUCGCCGGCCAUGGGGAACUGCCUGGUGAUCCAGGACAGAAGGGAGAUCAAGGUGAUGAGCGUGGUCGACGGCGAAGUCCUCAAGCCGCUCCCGGCGCCACCCCUCUCCAAGGGCGCCCUCGCACGCGUCUCCGGCUCCUCCGACGCCGACGACGCGCUCCGGCCGCAGAAGCAAGGCCUCGACGGCCGGGCGGGCGGCAUGGGGCAGCUGCACCGCCUGUUCCCCUCCGACGCCAAGGCGCCUCCUGCCGCCGCGGCUGACCCGGAGGGCGCCGUCGUGAGGGUGAAGCUGGUCAUCAGCAAGCAGGAGCUGAGGAGGAUGCUGGGCAAGGACGACGAGGCCGUCUCCAUGGACGACAUGGUGGCUCUCCUGCGAGGAGGGCCGGAGGACCGGAAGCAGGAGGACGUCGGUUGCUACAGAGGGUGGCGGCCUGCCUUGCAUAGCAUACCUGAAGGCAGCGGUGAUCUAUAUUCCAUAUUAGCAUAAGAAAUUAGCUGGAAGAAAAUACAUAUAUGGAUACUAAGCAUAAGAAAAUAUGCAUGUGUUUAUAUUCACAUAGAAAAUAGAGAUCAUAGUUGGGUAGAUUUUCUGCUAGUAGUUUUGGGAUAGGGGUUAUCUUCAGGUUGUCUUGUUCGGUGGGUGCAUAUACCAUGCAAGACAAGUUAAAGAUAGUCCUGGAAAUCAAACGAGACAAUAUAAACUUAAUUAUUGAUGGCAUAUACUGAUAUACUCGUUGCUGUACUAAGCUUACUCUUUUUUUCUUCAUUAUUUCACAAGCUCUGAAGUACACCACAGUAGCACGCCAGGUAUUAACUGGAUUGAAUGACUCCGCUGCUCAAGGCACUAUGAUUUCGGCUCUGGAAUAGGAGUACCUUCUAUUCUCAAUAGGACACACUCCUAGCCUGGCUUCAAAGAUGAGUAACGACUCUGCAAGACAUCUCUGCCCGCCAUAAUUAAGCACGCAGAAGAUUCAGUCAAUGAAUUCUGGACCUACUUGAAGGAAAUCGCGAUAACCGAUGAUUUAUCAAGUAAUAUGUGAUCUUCUUGGAGGACCGCCUCCGCCGAAGCAAUCGCUCCCACAACAUCAUUUUUUACAGGGAAGCAACCAUGCUAGUGUCCCCUCACCUGUGCCGCCAAUCGGCAUAGCCGGUUAUCAGACAGAGAGUAGUGGCAGUCGACCAAGUAGCCCCGCUGUCAAUUUGAGAGGGAAAAAAGUUCUUCAGUAUUUAUAUCCUCAUGUCAACAAAAUUAAUUUCCCUCAGUGAACUACCAUUAGCAUGCACUACCAUGCUGCCACUUUUUUGGUUGGAUUUAGUGAAAUAAUUUGUUUCUGUUGGCCACCUCUUUUGUUGUCUCGACAGGUUUUAGUGGAUUCAAAGCGCUCGAUGAAAUGGACUCAACACACAGGCGAACAAGAACAGAGGAUGACUCAGUUGUGAUCCAGGCAACAAAUGCCGUCCUUUUUUUCUCAGUCAAGACUGAACCAGCAACACACGCCGGCUCCUCUCUUUUCAUCUUCAGUACACCCACUGCGUGAACUGAUGGCUGCAACAGGCACAGUCCACCAUCAACCCACCCCACUGUGCCAGCAAAACACAUUUGCACACUACAACAAACUAGAUUUACUCUUAACAGUUUUGGCUCUGAAAACAUGCUGGUCCUCAGCAUUCAGAAAGAGUGAAAUAAAAGCACUUGAGAGAGUAUAUACAA
Molecule: messenger RNA, 1813 nt
Organism: Triticum aestivum (bread wheat)
Lineage: Eukaryota; Viridiplantae; Streptophyta; Magnoliopsida; Poales; Poaceae
Exons: 1
Coding region: 113-589 (158 amino acids)
Source: RefSeq, a predicted model, not a curated record